Diversispora eburnea is the source of this 416-nucleotide messenger RNA. Lineage: Eukaryota; Fungi; Glomeromycota; Glomeromycetes; Diversisporales; Diversisporaceae. The record is from the annotation of a GenBank genome assembly.
AUGCAGCCUCAUAAUGAACUUGAAAUUUUUCAAAUGCAAGUAAUCAUUCCUGAUUGUGAUUACAAACGCUUUGAAGAAAUCCCUUAUUACCGUCUGAGGCCAGCUUCAAAUCAUGCCUGUGACACUGCGAAAAGAGAAGCUGAUAUAAUCUAUUAUGUUGUUAACUGGUGCCAUGCUAAUGCCAACUUAAUUGGACACUAUACUUCUUCUCAGAGUUGUUAUACAUUACCUGAUAUUGUUAAUGAUCUUAAAUCUACUAUUUUAGUCUCACCACUGCUGUUGUGCUUAGUAACAGAUGGAAUGCUUUAUCGAAAUCAAACAUUUGCAGCAGUUACACCGAAUUUUAUUUUAGAAUUACGCUCUCACCUUAAAAUCUUCACGAAAAAAUUUUACUAUGGAUCAAUAGCGAAGUCGAA